Messenger RNA from Hordeum vulgare subsp. vulgare (domesticated barley), 1531 nucleotides. RefSeq lists its product as uncharacterized. Lineage: Eukaryota; Viridiplantae; Streptophyta; Magnoliopsida; Poales; Poaceae. The transcript has a single exon. The coding region runs from base 259 to 1002 and encodes 247 amino acids. The record is from RefSeq and is a predicted model, not a curated record.
AAAAGAUCACACGGAUCGGAAGCAGAGUUAACAGAGAGAUCGCGGCACCGCGUGCCUCACCAGUGACGUGCGUCGAGCGCCACCACACCCAAAGGCUAUACAGAGGGUUAGACCUUCUCGAAGGUCGUCCCGCCCCCGAUCUAUAUAAACGCCGGUGCGUUAUCCCAACGAACUAGAGCAAAGCUUCGCCCCCCAAAUCCGCAAAGAAAAUCAAGCCAAGCCAAGCCAAACACACGACGUUUCAGCCGAGAAGAAGACAUGGAGGAGCGGCGCAAUGACAGCCAACGCCAGGAACCCACGGUCGCCAGGGCGGACGGUCCCCCGAUUCCCGACGACGGGUCCGACGACGAGUUCGAGUUCUCCUUCGGGAGCCGGGAGCCUGCCACGGGCGGUGCCGCGGCCGACGAGCUCUUCGCCGACGGGCGCAUCAGGCCGUUCUACCCGGUGUUCGGCCGGGCCUUCGACGACGCGCACGCGCCCGGUCGGAGGCCGCUAGGGAGGCUGUUCCUGGAGGAGGCGCGGAACUCUUCCGUCGGGUCCACGUCUUCCUCCUCCUCGUCGGCCGCCACGGACGCCGCGGACCUCGACGGCGCCUCCCCGGACAGCUACUGCCUCUGGACGCCCGGCGCCUCGGCCGCGUCCUCGCCGGCGCGGUCGCCGCGGAAGAGCGGCUCCACGGGGUCCUUGUCGCGGUGGCGCCGCGUCAGCGAGCUCGUCGUAGGCCGCAGCCACAGCGACGGCAAGGACAAGUUCCGCUUCCUUUCCGCGCCGCCCUCACCUGCCAGGGAGCAGCCCAAGGGGAAGCCGCGAGGCCGGGACAGCAAGGGCGGCACCGAGCUCGACACGGUGGCCGCCAGCCACCGCAUGUUCUACGGCGCCAAGGCCUCCCCCGGCGCGGCGCGGCGGACCUUCUUGCCGUACCGGCAGGAUCUCGUGGGCCUCUUCUCCACACCCAAGGGGCUCAGCCGGAGCCAACACAACCCGUUCGGACUUCCAAGAUGAAGAAGGCGCGUCCCCCGUCCCGCCGUGAAGAACCAGUUUCAAAAUGUGAGAUUUCACACUUGGGUUGAAAUUUCGAACUUUUGACCCGGGAGAAACUUCGUGUCCGCUAAUUGGCGAUGGUAUAACUGGGUUUGUUGCACGGGAUUGAGCUAGUCCAAAAAGCCGAGCCGUCAAGUCAGCAGGGGAAAUGCGAGGCUUAAAUUUGGAUUCAGUCGGGGAUACCGGGCUCUCCAAGUCAAUGUGAAGUUGUGAUCGACAUGUGAACGGAGUAGGACUGUAUAUAACAGACUAAAAUACGUGGAAGCUCAGAAAACUUUGUAGUGAUCAUGUGUUACCUGUACAUGCAUGUAUAUUCAACUACUCCGUAGAAGAAUAGAUUGGUCCGCAAAGAAAAAAAAAAGGUUGAUUUUUUUUUUUUGUAGAGAUCUCAUGUCCAAGUUUUUCUGCGUGACCUCGGUAAAAAAACUUAGCCCGUCUGAAAUUUUGCUUGAAUCAGUACUUUCGCACUGAGUUAGAUCUUCAUUAUACU